AUGAAUAAGGAAGUGUGUAAAAGGUUUGAGAAUGUGUGGAAGGAUUUUCCCGAUACAUUGAGUAAUGAAAAAUACCAAUUUAAAGGUGAUAAUUUUUUAAAUAAGUAUUGUGAUGGCAGUAAAUGUGAUAAUGAUAUAGAACAGAUUAGUGCUGGAUGUUUAUAUUUGCUUAAUGAAUUUUUUAAGAAUUCUUCUGUGUUUCAAUCUGUUGCAAAAAAUAACAUCAAUAUUGUUGAAUACAUUAUGAUAUGGUUAAGUUAUAUGUUAAAACUAAAGAAAAAUGAAGGAAGCGACAGUCUAAAAUAUUUUUAUACUACAACUAUAGAUAAUGAUAAGUAUAAAACGUCUAUAGACAAAGUUGGAGAUUGUAGUAAUUAUAAGGAUCUUAUAGAUAAAAAAAAAUAUUUUUUGGAUAUAGAUAAAAAUAUUAUAUCUAAUUUAUAUGAUGCAUUUAAAUCAUUAUGUAAAAUGUAUACUGGAUUUGAUGAAAGCACGUCAAAUUGCACAAACUGUUCGCAACAUGCCCAAAAUUUUGCUGAAAAAUAUAAAGAACUUAAUAAAGAAUCGAAUAUUCCUAAUAAUAGUUCCUAUAAUAAACUAGUGUAUACAUUAUCAAAUGAUUAUAAUAAUUUAAAAAUUAACUGUAAAAAUUGUUCAUCCUUUCCAGAGAUAGAACCAAGCAUUUAUGCACUAACAUCUGAAGAUACAUCAAGUUCGUCGAUAGGAAACAAAUUAAUUUCAGUUUUGUCGAUAUUAGUUGCAAUAGCAUUUUUGGGGGGAAUUUCUUAUAAGUAUUCGUUAUUUGGAUUUCGGAAACGAUUUAAAAAACAACAAAUAAAAGAAAAAAUAAAAAAUAUAAAGAAGAGAAUAAAUAAUUAA
Plasmodium yoelii is the source of this 879-nucleotide messenger RNA. RefSeq names its product PIR protein. The coding region runs from base 1 to 879 and encodes 292 amino acids. The transcript is spliced from 3 exons. Lineage: Eukaryota; Apicomplexa; Aconoidasida; Haemosporida; Plasmodiidae. The record is from RefSeq and is a predicted model, not a curated record.